CCGGGCCGGGGGCGUCUCUCUCGUAGCAUGGGCCCGCGGCGGGCGAGACGCCCCCGGAGAGGAUGAACGCGCCGUCCAGCCCGGUCAAAGCCUACGACUUCCUGCUGAAGUUCCUGCUGGUGGGCGACAGCGACGUGGGCAAGGGGGAGAUCCUGGCCAGCCUGCAAGAUGGAGCCACCGAGUCGCCCUACGGCUACAACAUGGGUAUCGAUUACAAGACCACCACAAUUCUUCUGGAUGGCCGACGGAUAAAACUUCAGCUGUGGGAUACAUCAGGCCAGGGAAGAUUUUGCACAAUAUUUCGCUCCUAUUCCAGAGGUGCUCAGGGGGUGAUUCUGGUGUAUGACAUCGCCAAUCGCUGGUCUUUUGAUGGCAUUGAUCGGUGGAUUAAGGAAAUUGAUGAGCAUGCUCCUGGAGUCCCGAAAAUCCUGGUGGGAAAUCGCCUCCAUUUGGCCUUCAAGCGACAGGUCUCAACCGAGCAAGCGCAAGCCUACGCGGAAAGGCUGGGCAUGACUUUCUUCGAGGUCAGCCCGCUGUGCAACUUUAACAUCACCGAGUCAUUCACGGAGCUGGCGCGGAUCGUGUUGAUGAGGCACGGAAUGGACCGACUGUGGAGGCCUAACAAAGUUCUGAGUUUGCAGGACCUCUGCUGCCGCGCCAUAGUGUCCUGUACCCCAGUGCACCUGGUGGACAAACUCCCUCUGCCAGUCGCCUUAAGAAGCCAUCUCAAGUCCUUCUCCAUGGCCAACGGCCUCAACGCCAGGAUGAUGCAUGGACGCUCCUACUCCCUCACGGCCAGCAACAACAACAAAAGGAACAGCCUCAAGAAAGUUAAAAUCAUCCGCCCGCCUCAGAGCCCACCCAAAAACUGCACCAGAAACAGCUGUAAAAUUUCCUAAAAAACCGUCCCCCACCACAGAGGAUGCUGCGACCUGGCUUCCCAGAUCCCACGAUCCUUUUCCGUGGCUCAUUUCAGGGGCUUGACCGGUCCUUAGAGGAAACCCUCCUUUCGCUUGUUCAUGAUGAUUAUUGAUGCUUACAGUUGAGUUUGACCUGUUCAGUGCCAUAAAAAGCUACAAAACGGUUGAGUUUUUCUAUUUUUGGCUUGGUUGUGCAUGAAGUCUUCAUUUUAGAUUUGUGUCGAGGAAGGGAACCAUUUGCCUUUGUCUGAGAUCUUAAUCGUGAGAAGCCGUGUCACCAAGUUAUUACACUGCAUCCUGCUUCGUCGAGAUAACUUAUUUAUAAGGACGUAGACAUGAGUGGCAGCCAGAGUGCCGAUUUGGUUGGACUUGAGCCCACUGUUGGGUAGGGACUGUCUCUAUAUGUUGCCAACUUGUACUUCCCAAGCGCUUAGUACAGUGUUCUGCACACAGUAAGCGCUCAAUAAGUACGAUUGAUUGAUUGAUUGACUUUUCAAAAUGCAAUGUAUUGUAUACAUUGCUUUAGAAAGACAGGGGAGAGGGAUAAGAUAAGGGUGAAAUUUCAGUAGUGUCUGACUUUUUGUAAAAGUUCUAUUGUAACUUUGAAGCACUAAUUUAAAUACGCUGCAGUUGUGUAUAGAGAGUAUUAUGCACAAUAGAGCUGUCCAAUUUCUGUAUGAGACUGAUUUGAUAAAAAUUUUGCUAUGUUAUUUAAUACUUUGGGGGAUUAAUCUGUGAUUUAUAUGCUUAUUUUUCUGUAAAUCUACAUUUUUUGUACCAGAUGUUCUGCAAGUUACAGAGUUACGGGAAGAAAAUGCCAAAGACAUCUGCGGAAAUGUUGAAUGCCAUCAACAUAUUUGCAAGAGAUCAGAAGAAGAGUAGGCCUGAAACGUUGUUUUAUAGGGAGUGGAGUCAACGCUGUUAUUUACAAAAAUAAAUGUUUCUGAAAAA
Messenger RNA from Tachyglossus aculeatus (Australian echidna), 1871 nucleotides. It is a transcript of the gene RAB40B, whose product is annotated as RAB40B, member RAS oncogene family. Gene Ontology annotation, cellular component: plasma membrane; endosome; synaptic vesicle. The coding region runs from base 63 to 899 and encodes 278 amino acids. NCBI's taxonomy places the organism in Eukaryota, Metazoa, Chordata, Mammalia, Monotremata, Tachyglossidae. The transcript has 6 exons. Gene Ontology annotation, molecular function: GTPase activity; GTP binding. The record is from RefSeq and is a predicted model, not a curated record. Gene Ontology annotation, biological process: intracellular signal transduction; protein localization to plasma membrane.